UUUCAUUAUUCGCUACAGAUGUAAAUGAAGUCAAUGACUUGAACAACUCAAACCAUAGUACUUGAAAAUGAGUCUAUACAGCUGUUAUGAAUUGAUCCAUUUUAUCAAUUACAACUUGUUAUUAUUGAUUUUAAUGCACUUCAAAUUAAUAUAUACAUUUAUUUUAGAGUUAUCUUGUUAUAUGGAAUGAAUGGAGUAUUACAGAAAUGAUAAUGAUUAGCCUAUAGUAAAUGUUGUCCAUUCAUGUACAAUUUUUAAUUGAUAACGUCAUGGAUGACCUUGACAAGCAUUAGACAUAAUAAAUUAGUCUUUCUGUUGGAACAAACAGGUCGGAAAGAAAUGUGCACUUUUUUGAUGAGAGCGUCGUUGCUACUGGUAAACUCAUUGGUUGCAAUGUCAGCCAUAGUGGUUACUGCAUUUGGUGCAAUUUUAACUUGGGGAAAAUCCGAUAUAACCAAAGUAUUAAACGAUGUUAUUGGACCACUGAUAUAUAAACUGUAUGGUGAAGAAGUGGCGCGUGAUUUUACGGGUUUGGCAUCGAAUAUAUUAAAGUUUACAAGUCCUUUUGGUCUCGUAUUCUUUAUUUUGGGUGUUGUAUCACUGGCUAUCUCUCUGUUUGGUUUCUGCGGUACAAGCUGCAAAAGCCGUGCUUGUCUUAAAACGUACAUUGGAUUACUGUUGGUUCUAGUCAUUAUUGAAAUCACAUCAAUGAGUUUCUAUUACGCUGAUCGAGAAUCAGUGUUCAAAUUAGUUCGAAGUUUGGCCAAAGAAUCCUUAACUAAAUAUCAUUCAAUCAGUUCCAAUGACACAGAUAGCAUGAUCUUGUCAGUUCUAAUGCCAACGUUGAACUGCUGUGGCUUAGUAAAUGGAUCCGAUUUCGAUGAAGCACCUAAUUUUCAAAGAAAUGUAAUUUUCAACCAACAGAGUUAUGAUCUGAAAUAUCCAAUAGCAUGCUGUAAAAUGGACUCCAGCUUUGUCAUAGUAGACCCAACAUGUCCAAGUGAAUUCAAUGAGAAGAACUCGAAUGUUAGGCAUGGUUGCUGGACUAAAUUAAGAUCGAUUCUUGGUUAUUACACAGGUAUAGCUGCUAUUGCUGGUGUUAUCGUUCUUUUAUUUCAGCUGUUGCUGGUUAUAGUUUCUUCAGUAAUCCUGACAACACGACAUCAUUUUGGAGAAAGCAAAUUUUGA
This is a messenger RNA of Heterobilharzia americana, 1188 nucleotides long. The record is from the annotation of a GenBank genome assembly. NCBI's taxonomy places the organism in Eukaryota, Metazoa, Platyhelminthes, Trematoda, Strigeidida, Schistosomatidae.